Miscanthus lutarioriparius is the source of this 405-nucleotide messenger RNA. The record is from the annotation of a GenBank genome assembly. Lineage: Eukaryota; Viridiplantae; Streptophyta; Magnoliopsida; Poales; Poaceae.
AUGCCAUGGCUCACUUUAGAGGCAGGAGCUAUGCCGAAGCUCACAUACCUCCAACUAAAGUUCUGUUCGACCCCAGCUAGGCAGAUCUGUGUUCCUUCAGGUAUUAGCAACCUCCACAGGCUUACAGAGAUUGCCCUGUGCUACAACGCACACUACCUCAACAGCCCCAGCGUAAAGAUGACAGUGGAGGCAGUGACCAAACAAGUUGCCGAGCAUCGCAACCCGAUCGACCUCUUCAUCAACGGCAUUGAACAAGAUGAUGUUCAAGAAGCUGAUGAUGAGGUGACAGAAAUUACAAUUGGGACUUCGAGCAGAACCAAUGCUGGAGCUGAAGAUGAUGCUCAAGAAGUUGGUGAGGAGGCUGCAGCAGCGAUUCAAUGUGAGAUUACAGAAGCUGAAAGUUGA